GUUCUCGCCUAUUCUGGUUACAUAUCUUUAAACAUCAGAAUUAUAAGGUGUGAAAGACACUAACAUAACUGUAAUCUACAUGCUAGAGUUAUGACAAGGCGAUUGCGAAGACGGUUGAAGUUUCUGAUCAUUGCAGUUAUUUGCAGUAGUGCAGUCUACAUGAUUCACAGCUGGUUUCAAGAAGAUGAUCAACCAGCCAAAGAAAUACAUAUUGUGACACGUAAAUCAUUAGAUCCUUCACUUACGGUUGUCCUUCAAGAUUUUGAUCCAUUCCAUAAUGAUGUGUAUAAUACUGUCAGUUACAUUGCAAAGAAUUUUACGGCAGUUAACGUCAUAGUCAUCACAGAAAAACUUCCUUAUCCGCCAAUGAAAAUACCGAAGUUGCCAAAUGUGAAGCUGCUCGUGAUGAAAAAUGAUGUGAAAAAAACGCUGAAUGACAGUAGACCUGAGUAUCAUAUUAAUACAAAUUUUGUUUUGUUUGUACCAGAUGGUGCAAUAGUUCACGAUUAUUUCAUGAGAAAGUUUAAAUAUUUUGUCGCAAAAUACGAUUAUAUGAAGUACGAAGGGUAUGCAAUACCACUAAGAGGUACAACUUUGAAAUGUCAUGGUAUUGUUUUUUCUGUUAAAACUUGGACUCUGGAAAUAGGUGGCAAAUUGCCAACUACAAAAUGUGGAUAUGUUUCAGGCGAUCAUGGAAUCUUGCUACGAACAAAACACCUGUACGAAUUAUCAAAUCCAUUUUUAACACCAACUUUCAUGUCUAUUUAUAUACAGUUAUCUCUCAUAUACUUUAAAGCCGUGAUCUUAGACGAUUUAUAUCUCAUAAGUACUAAUAAUGUAAAACCUGACGCUCAAACAAUUUGGCAGCAAAAACAGACACAUUCCCAGAAACUGAAGAAUUUGUAUUCCGAGCUCGGAGUAAAACUUGUCUUACAUGAGAACAAACGAGAAGAAUGGUAUGGUUGCCAUAAAGAUUCUUUUCGCUGUUUUGAUACGGUCUACAAUGACAUGCCUGAAUUUCUUUACCAAGAAAGAUGGACUCCGCCUUGCUGUUUAAAAAAUCUGCGUGAAACUGCAAAACAUGUUUUCGCUAUUCUUGACCAAAAUAAAGUUCGGUAUUGGCUUGAAGGGGGAAGUUUGCUUGGUGCAGCACGAAGUGGCGACAUUAUACCAUGGGAUUAUGACAUUGAUAUAGGUAUCUAUCAGGAAGAUAUUAUCAAAUGUGACCAACUUAGAAAAGUCGCAAAAGAAGGUUUUAUUGACGAAGAAGGAUUUUCUUGGGAGAAAGCAAUAGAAGGAGAUUUUUACAGAGUCCAGUUCAGUGAUACUAAUCAUUUACAUGUGGAUAUUUUUCCGUUUUAUCCGAAAAAUGGAAUAAUGACGAAAAAUACAUGGAUUAAAGCACAUAAACAAGACACUGAAUUUCCUGAACGAUUUUUAAAACCUCUUGGUAGAAUUAAAUUUGCAGGUUUAAGUGCUUCUGCACCAAAUCAUGUUAGAGAAUUUUUAGAAUACAAGUUUGGAAGAGGAGUGAUUGAAAGUCCAAAAUACCCAAAUACUAUGGUUGCAGGCUGACCACUUUAUAAUUUAGAAUUUGUUUUUUAAUGCUUUUAAUAUAUUAUUUAUUUCAGUUUAAAAUUGUAUUUUAUAAAAGCAACCUGCUGUAUACAAUGUACUGAUGUGUAUUUUUUAAAAGCAUUCUUGUAAUAUUCAGGAACAAUGAUGCCUCUGGAGAAGCUUACAGUUUUUUCUUUCAGUCUUCAGAAAUAAUUCUUACUUUUACAGAACUUUUAGUCUUCAUUUGUAAGUUUUUCUUGCUCAGUUUAAGCAACUGAAAGUAGUUCAGGGUUGUGUCAUUGCUGUGAGGUAAAUAUGUUAGUCAAAUUAUUAUUAUUAUCCAGCAAUGGACCAAAGCAGUUCUACAUUGUUUAUUAAACUUUUUGUCAUAAAACCAUUUAAAAUAGCAGAUUUCUUACUAAAGUUGUUGUAUUCUUACAAUUAUAUCCAGUAUGUACUGGUAUACCUCAGUUACAUAAAGGUACAUACUGCUAUCUACCAAAACAGGUAAAACCAGUACACUGAUGAAUAUCAGGCAUCCCCACUGUAAUUAAAUUUAUCAAUGUUAUGUCUUGGUCAAGUUAUGUGCUAUCCUUUGUAGGUAUCAAUGACUUCAACCUAUUCAUCAUAUCUCUUUUAGUUUGCGUAUAAAUAUUUAAAUAAGGUUAAUAAGAAUUACUUCCCUUUAAUUUUGUAUAUUUCUUGAUAUUGAAAUAAGCAUGCAUUUCUAAUUCUUACUGCAUGACAGAUAUAUAUUGCGACAACUUAGGAUCGUUGUUACAAAAUGUUGAUGCUCAUUUUCGAUUCUUUUCUUAUUUCUCAGUCACAGUGUAUUAAAGAUACCAUAUAAAUCCAUCUACAAGAUGAUCAUUCUAUAAGAUGGGUUCCUUUAAUUACGUCAAAAUCAGCAGUACCAAAUUUUGCAGACUCUUUUCAUAAAUAUUUCAAGUCAGUGACAUUGACUCGCUUAUUGUUAAAGAUGAGGCUACAUAAUUUAUCAGAUUUUUAUGUCAAAAAAACCUUGUCUUGUAUUAAUAGGCAAAUUAAAAUACAGUGUACAUUUUACCUAAAGUUUGGUUCAAAUGAAGAUUUCGAUUUUUUUUCGUGCCAGCUGUGAAGCUUUAUCCUUUUCAAAGCAAGUUGCUGGUACAGUCAAACACUGCUCUAACUAGGAUAAUUUGUACUCUACCCUCCGCUUGAACUCUCAGCAAAAUAUCUAGGUAGUGUAGUAUAUUUUUCGAUGGCUUGAAAGUUUGUGUUGUAACAUUAUAAUUAUAUUGAUUCAUUUCGGACAUAGAAUAUUGGUGAUUGGACAUUCCUUAUGAUACCAGUCAGUACUAGGUUACCAAAUUGUUACUUACAUAUACAUGCAACUGUUCCAUUGUGAUGUACAUAUAUAUAGGUUUUCAUGUAAAAAUAAAAGGUACUAUAUGGUUUCACGGCGGGGAAUCACAUGAUCAGAAUAAUCUCUGAACCAAAAUAAAUUUAUUAACCAAAUGGGAAAAUAUUGAAGCAUCUUUUGCUGUAAAUCUAAAAUAUAGCCGAUCAUAUGGCAACAUAGAUGUAUCCUAAAACUGCAUAGAUUUCAAUCACAAUCCCCUUCUAAUUAUCUGGAACACUUCAAGAAACUGAGACUUCCUAUUUUCCAUAGUGUUUGUAAUUACAGGAUAUUUAACAUUAUAAUUAUCAAUAAUUUAACAAUUUUCAUUCAUCAUAUGUUAGGCUAUGUUUAAAUUUCAUAUCUUAUCAUGGUAGGAAUUUUAUUCAUGUGUUUCAAAUUAUAAAUUUGGUUUAUAGAUUGUUUUGAUCAUUUGAGUCUCUAAAGUGUGGUUUAAUUUUUCAAACUGUACAUUUUUACAGAUUUUUAUUAUUUGCUCAUGGCUUUUAGUUUAAUAAAACAUUUUUACCUUCAUUUUGUAAGCUGUAUUUGAACAGGAGAUGUUUGUAAAAUAAACAAGCUUUCCUUCCUCACAAUGGCAUUUUAAGAUAACCGAGUAUAUGAUUUUCAGUCUUAUUUAUGCAUAAUGAUCUUUAACUUUGACCUAAUGGCCCCAAAGCAUUAAGUGCCAUCGUUUGAACAGAGACACUCUACAUAUGUACAUAUGUAGGCCAAAGCAUUCUCCAGUGAUUAAUUGUAACAGUUUAUGUACUGACUCAAAACUUUAGCAAUUCAUCAAUUGAUCAAAUGCAAUCAUUUUCAGUCUCGAUGUCAUUGUGACCUUACUGUUGGCAUUAACAAUAGAGGUAAACUACUGACCAAAAGCAGAUGUCUGUGUAAUUCUGAAUCAUUCUCCAUUUAUUGAUUGGAAAUUGUUUUCAGCCCAAUGAUCACUAGCUACAUUCAGUCAUCCUAUCAAGUUUGACAGUAAUAGGCCAAGACUUUCUGUACUUGCCGUAUUUUCCGGACAAUAGGCUGCUGCACCGUAUUGGCCGCAGCCAUAUAUUUUAACUAUAUCAGAAAUAAAAUUUAACAUUUAGGUCGCUCCGGGAUAUUGGCCGCGGUCUAACACCACUAAGCGGCAAACAUAACCAUGUCGUCUAAAAACUGUCCUCGAUAAAUAGUCAUUGAAAUCGGUUGUAUUUUUAGGUAAUUACACUUUGUAAUCUGUCAGAUGUAGUGAACUGUUAAGUCCGAAUGUAAGUUUCUUGAGCUGGUUAUAAAGGCCCUCUCGGCAAAAUUGUCGUUUCUGUACAUUUAACACGAGUCGACUGGCUUUCAAAAUGCAAGUGAAAAAUUAAAACUGUUGUAUAGACCACAUGAAAGGCCCAUUUAGAAAAAAAAAACUGACGUAUAGGCCGCUUCGACGCAUAGGCUGCACCCCUGAAAAUUUCACUUUUUUAAACGUAUAGGCCACGGCCUAUUGUCUGUAAAAUACGGUACUGAAAGUAAAAUAUUUUUUACCCUUUGAUGUCGACAACAAAACAAAAGUGGCCAUCUACUGACCAAAAGCAAUUAUCCCUCUUAAGUUCGGUAGCCAUAGGCCCAAGCAUUAUUCAGUUAUUGACAGUUUUCAAGUGAAAGAUUACUGUUGCCAUUGACCUACUGACCCGACAGCAAAAGGAAACAUCCUCCUACUGGGACUACCAUCCUUCGAAGACUGACUGUUGUAUGUCAAAUUUUUGUUUACUGACUGGAUACAAAAUGGUUUACAUGUAUUAACAGACCUGAGCAAAACAAUUUACUGCCUGUCUUUAUAAGGGGGCCUUUAAAAUGAAAUACGCACCACAGUAAACUUAUUUACAGGCCAAAUGGGUUUAGUAUACAAAGAUUGCAUUUCGGAUUCAUAUGAAAUAUAUUGACCCCAUUGCAGAAUAUUUUCAAUAUGAUAUGCCAUUCUGUUUGCACUUUUUCAUGUACAGUUAGAAUUAGAAUCACAAAGUAAUUUUCAGUAAGUAUUAAAGUAUGAAUUGACCUAUGGUCUCAGAACAUUUAAAACAUGUCCAUGUUUUCCAUACACAAAUGAAAGCUGCAAAAAAACACGAUUCAUUUGUAAAAUAAAAUUGGUGCAACUUUCUUAUUCUUUAAACAAAGAGCUUUUGAUAUCAUUAUAUUGCAUUUUUCCAUAUGGCUAUUACCUUGAAGAUGCUGCUGACCUGUCUCCGUUGUUGCUCUUUGUAAUCUCAUUGGGUAUUUAUCUCAUUUUGUAUUUACUUCAUUGUGUGUUUAUCUAAUUGCAUAUUCACCUCAUUGGGCAACUGCCUCAUUUGGUAUUUAUCUCUUUGGGCAUUUACUUCAUUGCAUAUUUAUCUCAUUGUAUAUUUACCUCAUUUGGUAUUUACCUCAUUGGGCACUUAUCUCACCUUGAUGCAUCUGACAACCAUAUUUUUAUUGUAAAAGGGAAUAAAUUUAAAACAGAACUAUCUCUUUGGUGUUUAGCAAAUUUUUAAUCUCAAAUAUGCAAUAAAAUUUUUAAAUAUUGAAAAAAUUAUUCCAAAAUAUCUAGUAAAGGCAGGAAUCAUAUUUAACAUCACAGAAAUGCAUCAUAUUUGCAAGUAUGGAAAUAAAUACAUUAAAACAGUUUCAUAUGUACAUAAUGUUAUCUUUAACAGAAACUUAACUACAUGUAAAUUGUUUCAGGAACGCCUUGGUUCCUUCUCAAAAUUUGCAAUAAACAUAGAAUUGCAAAAACAAAAUAAUUUCAGUUAUAUUUUUUUGCACAGUUUAUAUAAUUUUGUUGCGAUUCAAAAAUAUCUGACCUGCUUAUAAAUUUAAAUAAAGGUACUCGGUAGUUUCUGUGCAUAGGCAAUAUGUUACAGUCACAGUAAUUUGUAUUCCCUUAAAAUUGGGAGUUUCUGUGAGGAAUAUUUUCUCAAAAUAACUAACAAUGAUCAGAAAAAAAAUCUCUCAAAAAAUUCGGACAGAAUAUGAUACAGUACACAAUACUUGUAAUUUUGCACUAUAAAGGGGAGAGUAAAACUGGUCAAAUUGUGAAUUUGAUUUGAUUUAUUCCCAAGUGCACGUGUUUGUAUAUAUAUUUGCAUGGUUCUAAAUCACUGUGACUGUACAGAUGAAACAUUUGUUCAAACUUCUCCAGACACUGUAGCACCUAUGCAAAACUUUCUCAGGCCAUAAUAAAACUGUUUGAGUAUCACUGCUACUUUAUUUAUAAUGAAUAAAAUAAAAAUCUUACUAACUGCAACUUUCAGCUAGUAUGAAUACAACUGAAAAAUAUCA
Molecule: messenger RNA, 6232 nt
Organism: Mercenaria mercenaria
Lineage: Eukaryota; Metazoa; Mollusca; Bivalvia; Venerida; Veneridae
Product: ribitol 5-phosphate transferase FKRP-like
Exons: 2
Coding region: 91-1575 (494 amino acids)
Biological process (GO): protein O-linked glycosylation via mannose
Cellular component (GO): Golgi apparatus
Source: RefSeq, a predicted model, not a curated record